Molecule: messenger RNA, 777 nt
Organism: Cladocopium goreaui
Lineage: Eukaryota; Dinophyceae; Suessiales; Symbiodiniaceae
Source: the annotation of a GenBank genome assembly
AUGGAAUGCCUGGAAUGCCGUGGUUGCCAGGCCACGGCAAGCGCCUUCCAAACUUGGCUCGCUGAGCAAGGUGUGCUGCAGGGGAAGGCUUCCCGUGCUGUGCAAAGUCGGAGUGGCCUCAGCUUUCAGAUGACAGUGCCAAGCGGUGUGGCUCCUGCGCCCUUUUCGGUUGCCAGGCCGAAAGGAACGACGGUUACAAGCCCUGCAGGCGAUGGAACGAAGCGCGGACAGUCGGCAGAGACGGUGGGCUCAAAGGUCUCCGUGUCGCGGCAGGAAGCCGUUCGCAAGCUGAGCACGGAGAAAUCCCACCACUCCACCCGCUCCGAUGCUGGCGAGUCCCACAACCAGCGGAACUCGGGGGGCGCAAUCAGUCGGAUCUUUGGGCUCUAUCAGUUCAACCGGCGAGUGACCUUAGCCAGGUCCAUGUUUGCAUCCUUUACGCAGGACUCGCAAAAAGCGUGGUCGCCGAGUCACUUGGAGCGCUCCUUGUAUGAGGCCCAGCACCAUGACCAAGAUCCCAGUGACAUUUUGAACAUCCAGGAGCUUUUCCACGGUGGUGACUCGGAUGACAAGGGAAGCACCACCUCUGAGUCCUUCUUCUCCUUUGUGUGGCGUUUCCAUCUGUCACCUGCUGCCAGGAUGGUGGAGCUGGUUCGACUCUUCACCGUAGUAGGCACUUGCAUUGCGGCACCUUUGAGUUUCAUCUUGUCCGGUGAUGGAACUCCCCAGAUUUGGUGCCUGGUGGACGAGCCCUGCUGGCUUUCGAUUGUGACCUGA